AGGUAUCUAAUAAAGAAUGGCUCAUCGUUUGACAUCUCAUCACAGAGCUCUGUUUUCCCCAAAGUACUUGUCUGGAACAUCAGCUCACAUCACAACAACAUCAUUUUUUAGAGCCCCAUUUGAUGUGAAGAAUAGUGAGGACUUUCAAAAAAGAGUUCUUGCCUCUACAAAGCCUGUCCUUGUGGACUUCCAUGCUGAGUAUGAAGGAAUUCUUUUUAAACUUUUCUCUGCUUAACUGGUUUUUCUUUUUGCUUUUCUGAACUCUCAUAGCUGUUUUUGGUGUUGCAUGUAGAAGCUUAUAACCAUAGGGUAUACCGACAAGAGAGAAUGAUAGGACAAAGAAGGAAACACCCAGUUGAGCCCUUGGGAUAUGUGAAUUUCCCAAAGUUAUUUUUAGACCAAUUAAAUGCUUGAAAUUAAUCAGAAGUUGGUUUUCUGGAGAGGUCUGCAAACGUGUGUUCAUUUUAGUCAAGAGAGAGUGAUGGGACAUUAUGCUUGCAGUCUAAUAAUUUUCUGGUAACAUGUACCUGCUAUGUUUUGACGACGGGCCCUAACGCCAAUUAAAAUCCCUCAAUUACAUGAUGUAGUGAUCUACGAAUAACAGCCAUCAAAUUAUUCUCCACACAUUCCAGGAAAAGUCACGUGGCCUCCAUACACGAUUAGCAACAGUGAAUCACAGACACCCCUUCUCCGAUUUUUACUGAGGGGAGAGGGGGUCUGUACACAGGCUAUCUCUCUUGAUACUGAUGAAAUAAUGUUGAAGAAGUAAAGUAACAAAGUUGCCUUUUUUAAGGGAGGUGUCAUGGUGGCAUACUAAAAUUUAUUCUAUGCUGGUUAUAAAAUUUACUACAGAUGUAUAAAAUCCCUUUGAUAAUAUCUAGACUGCUAGUAGGUGGCUGAAUCAUAAUUAAAAAAGCUUUCACAAAGUGAAAGUGCCAACCCCUGACUUUGAUUUGGAUGGAAAACUAGAUUCAAAAUCCUUCAAGUGGGACAAGGUGACCUCUCACAAAUGAAUCCCCACUUGAAUCACUUCGUACCCUCAUUAAGGCUUUAUAUGGUAACUGACAAAGUUUUACCCCUUUUCACUGACAAUAAGAGGUCAAUGUGGCACAAGUCUAGAGUGAAUACUGGGUGAAUCACUUAAACAAGCUUGUAGAUAAUAUAUUGUAGAAUAUUGCAGUUCCUAACAUCAACUGACAUUGUUUUCACUUGUUAUAGGUCACUUGAUUUUAAAAAUUUUUAUCGCCAGCUUCUAUAAUUUACAGCCUUUUCUUAUUAUUUUAUUAAUAAUGAGAUUGAAGGGUGCACAAAAAAUUUGUAUGACUUUGCAUCAAGCUCUUAAAAUUCUAAUUUUUUUCAGGUACUUUUUGUCCCAUUCUACUGAAUAUAAUUUUAGUUUAAAAAAAUUAUUCUAUUUUGUAGCUUUAAUGUUGUAAUUGUUCCAUUGUAUACCAAAACUAGGAGCACAUCACAGUUACCAGUUUGCUUUUUUGUGAUUUUUAUGACCUAUAGAAAAGUACAUAAAUUUUGUCUCUUUUUUUAGGUGGUGCCAUCCUUGCAAGUUGUUGGCCACAAAGUUAGAUGAUAUUGUUGGGCAAAAGAAUGGAUUGCUAGAACUGGCCAAAGUCGACAUAGAUAAUAAUGCUGAUUUAGCUCUUCAAUAUGAAGUGAGUAUCUUCAGAUAACCCCAGAGUGUACUCCCUACAUCAUAUGUGCCAACUCUCCCAGUUACUGCACUGAUCGCCAGUGCUUUUGACCUUUUUGGUGCUUUAGUUUGAAAUGUAGCCCAUUUUUUCUAAAAAUUCGAACUGUUUUUUUUUUUAUAUUUGUACUGUUUCUGGAACAUUUUUGCACGUAUAGGCACUGAAAAAGAUUAUUUCCUUAUUAUAAUGAUAAAAGAAAAUUUCGGUAGUAUGAACCUCAUGUAAGCUUCCCUAUAAUGUCCUAAGCCAUAGGUCAAUUUGUGGCUGGGGGGUUCGUUGACUUUCGAGGGUGGGGGAGGGUAGUGCAAAAGAGAGUGUCUCCAGUCUACGUUUCUGUAUAAUGGACUGUUACCACGGGAGUUCUUUGCACUAGUGUAAAGGAUGCUUUGCUCAGGUAUACAAAAUGGGAUAGAUUUUACCAGUCAAGGUUUUUAAAAGGGUUUACGAGAACUGAUUUGUGGGGAUCUUAUCUUCCAAAUAAUUCUGAAGACCCUACGGCUGAUCCAUUUUCAAAUGUAUUUUGAGCGGUGUUUGUCAUAGAAAAAAGUGAGUUGAAGUCGCCAAGGUAUAUUCAAAGAGAUCUUUAGAUUCAAGGAAGAGGUCGAGGUUUACCACAAGGACGAGAUUUAACUUGACGUUUUUGGAAUACUUAUAAGUAUAGACACCCCGGAAAGCUUCAUUGUUCUUUUUUUUUUUUCUCCAGAAAAGUUUAAGCACGGUUAUUUUUAUCGAAGGAGGUUAAGCCCUCUGCCGUCUGCAAAAUGAGAAAGUGCAAACUUCUAGCGUUUGAUAACUUGUUUCCGCCACUACGUCAUCUCGUAGUUAAGUGACGACGGCUAUCGCAUUUGCCUGCCAAAAAACUGGUUCACAUGCGCGCACUCACGCGCGUAGUAGUGCGCGCGCAGUGCUACGCGUAGUCGCACUCGUCUUAGUAUCUUAUAAAAAGUCUCUGUUAACGAAGUCGACGACGGCAGCUUCCAAAGGCAAUAGGUUUAAUAAGCAGAACACUAGCUCUGCACUUGCAUCGCUCUUUUUGGUGUAUUUCUUUACCCUGCUCAACUACGACGUGAUAUUUCCUAUUGCCACGUUCUACGUGGGCCGCGCACACGUUCCAAAGAAUACAGGUGCCGUAUCAUACAUGUAGGGGCUGUUGGCUGGUCCAGAGUUUCGAGGAUGUUGCUUUAGGGUUGGCUGUUAAUUACCGUUAGCAAAGGUUCGACUUUAUACGUGAAUGUUGACGUUUUCUUUCUUGGUUAGGUGACAGCGGUUCCCACUGUACUUGGCGUAAAAAAUGGAAAGAUUAUUGACUCGUUUCAAGGAGCAGUAGACACUGAACAGCUGAAGCGAUUUGUGGACAAGUUGUUACAAUAGAGAACACUGCAACUAUUGUGUGAACUUCGACAGUGCUUUCACUGCACCACGUGGAGAUAAAGACAUGUAAAAUGCUGGUCUGGUUUUAAGUUCUUUAUAUGUAAAUAAAGUGAGGAAUGAACUCAAGAUUGAAAUACUGUAGCCUGAG
Porites evermanni is the source of this 3222-nucleotide messenger RNA. The record is from the annotation of a GenBank genome assembly. Lineage: Eukaryota; Metazoa; Cnidaria; Anthozoa; Scleractinia; Poritidae.